AUGUGGCAGUUCAUAAGGUUACGAAUACUAACGUUGAUAAUCUUCAUAAGUGCAACUCAAGGCAUACUGGUCGUGGGCCCUGAUUUUAUUUUGGCCAACCAAGAAUACACGGUUGUGGUCAGUAACUUUAACUCAAACAUGAGCAAGGUGGACCUGAGGCUACGCAUGGACGGUCAUACCAUCAACGGCAGCAGUGCGCUGAACUUAACGAAGACGGUUGAUGUGCAGCGAUACACGAACAGGAUGAUCACCUUCAAAGUGCCUGCGGACUUAUCAGCUGGGACUUACAAACUUACCAUCGACGGGCAGCAUGGCUUUGGCUACCACAAGGAAGUUGCAUUGGUAUACCUCGUUAGAUCCAUAUCGGGCCUAAUACAGCUCGAUAAGCCCGUGUACAAACCGGGCGAUACGGUUAAAUUUCAUGUGAUUGUGCUGGACACUGAGUUGAAGCCUCCUGCACGGGUUAAUGCAGUCCAUGUGACAAUGCGUGAUCCACUAAACAAGGUGAUCCGCGAGUGGACUUCAGCCAAGCUGUACGCCGGAGUGUUCGAGAGUAAUCUUCGGAUUGCGACAACUUCACCCGAACCCGGACUGUGGAAAAUGUCGGUGCAGGUGGACGGAGCAGAGCUCGUAUCGAGAACGUUCGAGGUGAAGGAGUAUGUGUUUGAUGUAGAGGUGAUACCGUCCGGCAUUCCGUUGAUGGAGCACCAGGCGUUGAAUCUGACAAUUGCAGCCUACUAUCAAACCUAUCGCAAACCAGUGAAGGGAUUAGCUAAGGUGGAGCUGUACUUGGAGGAUGAUAGGCUGGACCAGCAGAAGGUGGUCGAAGUGUACGGCCUGCAUCAGGUGGAGUUGAGCUUCCUUGAACUCUUUGAUCCUGAAGAUCAAAAAGAUGUGUUGGUAAAGACGACCUUCAUCGAACAGCAUACAAAUCGUUCCGUGGUGAAAGAAACGCAUAUUACUGUGUACAAGUACAAAUAUCGUGUGGAUUUGAUAAAAGAUAUUCCUCACUUCUACCCGGGACACCCCUUUAAAUGUGCGCUUCAGUUCCGAUACCACGAUGGAACACCUGCCAAAGGUAUCGCCGGUGAAGUGAUCAUACUCGAUAUCGAAUAUGAGAAAACUGUCACUAGUGACGAUAACGGUUUGAUCAAACUGGAGCUUAACCCAGGAAACAGCACACAAGAGAUGGUUAUUACCUUUGAAAACGAUGACGGUUUCUACUUUUUCGAACAAGUGUACAGAAUAGGAGGCGUGUCGAAUGCUUACAUCAAGCUGGAAUUGAAAUCACCUAUUAAAUUGAACAAUCUAUUGCAAUUCGUGGUAACGUGCAAUGAACCAAUGACGUUUUUCGUGUACUACAUAGUGAAGAAGGGCAACAUUAUUGAUUCCGGUUUCAUUACAACGAACGAACAGAACAAAUAUCCCCUGCGGUUCACUGCUUCGGAAAAGAUGAUUCCGCAGUUCAAAAUAAUAGUGAUAGCGACUGUAGCGAACGAUAGGAUGAUGUUCGACUUUCUGGACCUCGAUUUCGAAGAGCCACAUUACAAUAUCCGUUUCAACCUAAACAAGCAGGAAGUAAAACCGGGACAGCAAAUCGAGCUUAGCUUAUCUGGACAACGAGGCACAUACGUGGGAUUGGUUGCACACAACAAAGGUUUGAUGUACGACAAAGAUUUGUUCUCGGAGGACAUUAUGCGAGUGUAUAAUGGAUUCCUGCCGACCAUGGAGAAUGAACUGGAUAAGUUGCAUAGUGUGGGACAGUUCUUUAGCACUUUCGAUGGCAUCAUGUUCAAUGAAGCCACCCACAAUGAUCAGCAUCAGACGAACAAUGCGAUCUCCAAAACAGUCUCGUACCGGGCCGACACUCCAGAAUCGUGGCUAUGGCAGAAUGUGACAAUAGGAAGGUUUGGUACGCAUAAGAUGAUCGAGACCGUCCCAGACAUGAUGACGUCCUGGUACCUGACGGGAUUCUCGAUACAUCCGGAGUAUGGUUUGGGCAUCAUUCAGCAACCCGUCCAGUUAACAGCGAUUCAGCCAUUCUACAUCGUGGAGAAUCUUCCGCGCUCCAUCAAACGAGGUGAGACGGUUCAGUUGCAGUUUACACUGUUUAACUGGCUAGCAGAAGGGUACACCGCUACCGUGACACUGUACAAUGUAGACAACCAGACGGAAUUCGUAGGACAACCUGCGGAUGCUCAAAGCUGUACGAAAUCCGUGCACGUUCGUGCGAAGGUUGGUGUACCGGUCGCAUUUCUGGUAAAGGCUCGAAUUCUUGGUGAGAUGACGGUACGCAUUAAAGCAUCGAUCAGCCCCGCACAAGCUACGGUGUCCAGUUACGAAGUCAAGGUGAUCCGAGUAAUGCCAGAAAGUUUGGUACAGUCAAGGGAGGUUUCUCGCUUCUUCUCCUUUGAUACGUACCAAAAUAAAACCUUCAGGCUGAACCUGGAUGUCCCCAAGACGGCUGAUAAUGGUACCAGCAAGAUUAAAGUUCAGUUGCAUACCAAUCUGUAUACGGGUGUAAUCGGUAACGAUCGGUUGGAUAAGUUGCUUGUAGUUGAGCGAAAUGAGCGAAGUGAUAGGAGAAAGGAUGAAAUACGUCAAUAUGUACAAAUCAUCAUGGUGCUCGACUACUUGCAUGCUAUUGGUUCUAAGGAUCAGCAUCUGAUCGAUAAAGCUACCAAUCUCGCACGGCAGGGCUAUCAACGUCUGUUGCGUUAUCGUCGUUAUCGUGGUUAUUUUGCUAUUCGCAAAAAUUUUGUUGCUAGCGAAUUUUUGACUGUCUUCAUUGCAAAGGCGUUGGAAACAGCGUCGAAGUACAUAACCGAAAUUGAUGUUCUUAUUGCUGAGAAGGCCUACGAUUGGAUAGCUGAGGAGCAACAAAGUUUUCCAGACGAUGGAAGUUUUCUUUUAAGCCCCGAGGACGGCAUCCAACUGACAUCUUACGUGGUGACGGCGCUGCUGGAGAAUGAGAAUGCCAGGGUGAGACAUGCUGCUGUGAUCCAGAGAGCAAUGAGAUAUCUUAGCGAAGCGGUUGAAACCAUCGAUAAUCCUUGCGAUCUGUCCUAUGUGACCUAUGCGUUAAUGAUGUACGGACACAGCAUGAAGGAUAAAGCAUUUGAAAGGCUCGUUAACAUGUCUAACACUACUAAUAAUGGCACAGAAUGGCAUUGUGACAGGCAGACCGAUGAAAUAGAGGGGACCAGUUAUGCCUUGUUGUCUUUUCUGAUAGCGGAGAAGUAUGAGGAGGCUAUUCCGAUAAUACGUAGGCUCUACAAAUUCAAUCGCUACGACACCACGCUAAUACGACUGAAGGCACUGACAAAAUUGGAGGAAAAAAUGUCGCGAAAUGACUACAUCAUACAGUUGAAGCAUUUCUGUUCCAAAUCAUCAUCAACAUCGUCAACAAAACAAAUUCGCCCAAAAUCUUCUGGCAUCGACUUCAAGGAGAUACCGAAUGACACCGGUUGCUUGGAGGUUAAUGUUGCCGGUAUCGGGUUCGGAUUGCUGAAAGUGUACUAUCAGUACAGUGUAAAUCUUGUGAAUUUCGAUAAGCGAUUCAAGCUGGAUCUGGAGAAACAGAGCACGGGGUCGUACGAAUUGCGGCUGCAGGUGUGCGCUAACUUCAUACCGAAACUGACCGGUAGCCGUUCGAGCUUGACACUGAUCGAGGUGACGUUCCCCAGCGGGUACGACGUCGAUCGGAAUCCGAUCAGCAAACAGACUACCACGAAUCCGAUACAGCACACCGAGAUCAGGUACGGCGGCUUAUCCGUUGUCGUGUAUUACAACAGCAUGGGCACCGAACGGAACUGCUUCACCGUGACGGCGUACAGGCGGCGUACGGUGGCUAUGAAGCGUCCAGCAUAUGUAAUCGCGCGCGAUUAUUACGACCCAAAUUUGACCGCACUUGAAACGUACGAAUGAAUGGAUGAGCAUGAGCACUAAACACAUAGAAAUCAACAAAAAAACAA
Molecule: messenger RNA, 3974 nt
Organism: Anopheles moucheti
Lineage: Eukaryota; Metazoa; Arthropoda; Insecta; Diptera; Culicidae
Product: thioester-containing protein 1 allele S3-like
Exons: 13
Coding region: 1-3927 (1308 amino acids)
Cellular component (GO): extracellular region
Molecular function (GO): endopeptidase inhibitor activity
Source: RefSeq, a predicted model, not a curated record